AUGAGGAUUUUCCUGGUUUGGACCCUUUUCCCAGGCGGCUGGGUGGUGUCGGGCCCUGCGCAGGUGACAGCCAAGCAGGGUGGCUCGCUGGCAGUGUCCUGCAGCUACAAGCCGGGCUACGAGCUCCACCCCAAGUUCUGGUGCCGCUCGGGCUUCUUCUGGUUUUGCUUCACCUGCAUCACCCAAACCAACGGCACCAACGGCUCGGAGGCGGCGGUGGCGCAGGGCAGGGCGUCCAUCAGGGACAACCACACGGCACACACGUUCACGGUGACGCUGAGCAGUGUCACGCCGGGGGACGCGGGCUGGUACUCCUGCGGGGUGAGGAAGAGCCCGUGGUUCAGCCUGUGGCACAACACCGAGGUGAUG
Messenger RNA from Phaethon lepturus (White-tailed tropicbird), 369 nucleotides. RefSeq names its product CMRF35-like molecule 7. The transcript is spliced from 2 exons. The record is from RefSeq and is a predicted model, not a curated record. The annotation marks the transcript as partial. Gene Ontology annotation, cellular component: plasma membrane. Gene Ontology annotation, molecular function: transmembrane signaling receptor activity. Lineage: Eukaryota; Metazoa; Chordata; Aves; Phaethontiformes; Phaethontidae.